AGACAAUUUCAACGCUCUCACAAUAUAAAAACUCAACCAUUUUCUUCCAUUUCUUCACUCAUAAAUCAUAAUUUCAUCAACAAAAUUACCAAAUAAACUAAGAAAAUGAUGAAAAUAUCCUUAACAUACAUUCAAAUACCCUCAUUGUUAUUCUCCAUCCUCUCCCUCUCUUUGCCUCUCCUCCUUCUCAUCCUCCUCUACUACUUGUUCUUUAAGCCUUACCCGAUCCUCCUCCUAAGCUACUCUUGUUACAAACCUCCCUUGGAUCGUAAAUGUAAUCUCGAACUUUGCGAGUAUUUUGUUCAAAAAUCCAAUUCUUUUUCUUACAAGAGUUUUCAUUUUAUGCUUUCAAUCUAUAAAAAAUCGGGUUUAGGAGAGGAGACUUAUGCCCCUCCAUUUAUAUUUGAAGGUUGUAAUAAGGCAUCUUUAGACUCUGCAUGGCUAGAGGCUAAAGAGGGUAUAUUCUCCGCCGUCAAUAAUUUACUAUUGACGGCCAAGAUGAACCCUAAGGAUAUUGAUAUUGUUAUUGUUACAUGUGGUAGUUUUUCACCUGAACCUUGUCUAACAUCUUUAUUGGUUAAUCAUUAUAAAAUGGAUCCCAAUAUCAAAACUUAUAAUCUUAGUGGGAUGGGAUGUGGAAGUGGGAUUCUCUCUAUUGAUAUGGCUGCCCAUAUUUUACGUGGUUCAGGACGAAAUGUCAAAAAUGCACUUGUCGUUGUUACAGAGAAUAUCGGCAUUAAUUGGUAUUUUGGGGAGGACAGGUCAAUGCUGGUUACUAAUUGCAUUUUUCGAGUCGGAUGUGCGGCGGCGAUCGUGACAAAUGAUCCAAGUCGUCGCCGGGAUGCCAAGUUUCAACUAGCUCACUCGCUUCGGACGCACUAUGGGGCGGAUGACAGUUCCUAUAAAGCAGCGUUUCAAGAGGAAGAUGACAAAGGCAAUACGGGUGUUUCACUCACCAAGGACUUAAUUAGAGUGGCGGGUCAAAACUUGCGGGCUCAUUUAACCACUCUUGCACCAAGAGUCCUUCCACUAAGUCAACUCGCUAGGUACGUCAAAUCGGUGGCGCUCACCGUGUUGACUCGGGGCGAGUCUAAAGUAAUGGUACCCGAUUUUACGACUGCGUUCGAGCAUAUUUGCAUCCACACAGGCGGAAAGGCAGUGAUUGAACAAGUAGGGAAGGUGUUGAAGUUAGAGGACACGGUCACGGAGCCGGCUCGAAUGACACUCCACCGGUUCGGGAACACGUCGAGUAGCCUAGUGUUCUACGAGUUGGCUUAUUUUGAAGCAAAAAAAAGGAUAAAAAGAGGGGAUAGAGUAUGGAUGUUGGCAUUUGGGACAGGUUUCAAGGCUGGGAGUUUGGUUUGGAAAGCGUUACAAGAUUCAAAUGAUGAUAAAAAUAAUCCAUGGUAUGAUUGCAUCCAUAGGUACCCACUUAAAUCUUGGUAGAUCGAUGGGAGUAAUUAUAUUACUUUUAAAUAUUAUUGGAAAUUAAUUUGGUAGUUCAAUCUGACAAUUAAAUUCAUUGUCAGGAGAUUCCCUCAAAAAAAAAAAAUAAUAAUCAAUGUCAGGAGUUACUAUUAGUCGUAUACAAAGUAUAUAGCAAUACAUAUGUGGUGUAACAAGCAAACUAUAGAGUAAUUGGUGUAUGAAUGUAUCUUACAUACAGUAAAUGCGUCAACUUAGGUUGGCUCAAAGCUAGAUAAGUGAUCAUUUUCUUCUUUA
Messenger RNA from Spinacia oleracea (spinach), 1722 nucleotides. RefSeq names its product 3-ketoacyl-CoA synthase 4-like. NCBI's taxonomy places the organism in Eukaryota, Viridiplantae, Streptophyta, Magnoliopsida, Caryophyllales, Amaranthaceae. Gene Ontology annotation, molecular function: acyltransferase activity, transferring groups other than amino-acyl groups. Gene Ontology annotation, cellular component: membrane. Gene Ontology annotation, biological process: fatty acid biosynthetic process. Bases 106 to 1446 code for a protein of 446 amino acids. The transcript has a single exon. The record is from RefSeq and is a predicted model, not a curated record.